This is a messenger RNA of Peromyscus californicus insignis, 4250 nucleotides long. It is a transcript of the gene Cipc, whose product is annotated as CLOCK interacting pacemaker. Lineage: Eukaryota; Metazoa; Chordata; Mammalia; Rodentia; Cricetidae. Gene Ontology annotation, cellular component: nucleus. The coding region runs from base 172 to 1371 and encodes 399 amino acids. The record is from RefSeq and is a predicted model, not a curated record. The transcript has 4 exons. Gene Ontology annotation, biological process: negative regulation of circadian rhythm; negative regulation of DNA-templated transcription.
AAUCCAGUCCCAAGGGCUUGCUCUCCACACAAUAGCUCCAGGAGCCAGGCAAGAUGGCGGCGGAGCCGCAGGCGCCGACCAUAGAGAGGACCACCGCUGCGGAGAGAGCGGCGACCUGCAGAGCAAUCCACAUGCAAAGACUGUCUGUGACCCAGCUUCCAGCCCGCUAACAUGGAGAGGAAAAUGCCAUCCAGAGAGAGCCCUCGAAGACUCUCUGCCAAGCCAGGCCGAGGCACAGAGAAUAAAAGAGUCACUCGGCCGCUCGGUGUGGUGGCUGCCGACUCAGACAAGGACUCCGGCUUUUCAGAUGGGAGCUCAGAAUGCUUGAGCUCCGCAGAGCAGAUGGAGUCAGAGGACAUGCUGAGUGCCUUGGGCUGGAGCCGAGAGGACAGGCCGAGGCCAAGCUCCAAAGCUGCAAACAGUGCCUUCCCUGCACUGUCCCCCAUGGUGGUCAUGAAGAAUGUGCUGGUCAAGCAGGGCAGCAGUUCAUCCCAGCUGCAGUCCUGGACUGUCCGGCCCUCCUUUGAGCUGAUCUCAGCACAGCCCCAGCUCUUUGUCCUUCAUCCUCCGGUGCCGUCUCCCGUCAGCCCGUGCCAGACUGGUGAGAAAAAGUCAGACUCCAGAAACUACUUGCCCAUUCUAAACUCUUACACCAAAAUAGCCCCCCACCCAGGCAAAAGGAGCCUUUCCCUCAGCUCAGAAGAAAGAGGAGCAGGUGGGCUACCGAAGAAAAUCUGCACCGAGAGACUGGGGCCAGGCCUGUCUUCCAGCGAGCCAGCCAAGACUGGCCCUGUGCUUUCCAGUCCUUCCACCCCAGCCCCACCCAGCUCCAAACUCACCGAGGACUCGGCUCUGCAAGGAGUGCCCUCCCUGGGGGCUGGUGGGAGUCCACAGACCCUUCAGCCUGUGUCCAGCAGUCAUGUGGCUAAAGCUCCCAGUCUGACCUUUGCUUCGCCUGCCAGUCCUGUGUGUGCAUCGGACAGCACUCUGCAUGGCUUAGAGAGCAGCUCCCCGCUCUCGCCACUGUCGGCCAGUUACAGCUCACCGCUGUGGGCCGCCGAGCAGCUCUGCCGCAGCCCAGACAUCUGUGCGGAGCAGAGGCAGAGCAAGCACAGGCGCUUCCAGAACACCUUAGUGGUCCUCCACAAGUCCGGCUUGCUGGAAAUCACUUUGAAAACCAAGGAGCUGAUUCGUCAAAACCAAGCAACCCAGGUGGAGCUCGACCAGCUGAAGGAGCAAACCCGGAUGUUUAUAGAGGCCACCAGGAGCAGGGCACCUCAGGCGUGGGCCAAGUUGCAGGCAUCACUAACGUCUGGGUCCAGUACUUCAGGCAGUGACCUAGAUGCAUUGUCUGAUCACCCAGACAUAUAGCACAGAGGUGUUUCUCAUUUAUUUGAGUGGUUCUUUUAACUCUUUUGCUAUUACUACCUACACUUGGUUUCCACAGCCUGUUUAAGAGCUUUUCUUUCUAAACUCACUCACAAAGCUACGUGCCAGCUCCUGGCUGCCGUCUUAAUCUGUGGUUUAUGCACAGGUUAAGUGCAUUUAUGUUCCUCUGAGGACCUCCAGUUGGAGUAUCUGUGAGUCCCUUUUCCUUAGCCUGCAGGAAAGAUGACUGUGUGGGUCUCUUCCAGCUUCCCACUCACUAUCCAUGAUCCAAGGUACAGUGCUAUGGAUGAGUGUACACUUGUCAAACCAAGGAGUAGGUGACCUAAAGAUCCUUCUUGGCCCUCCCUCAAGUAUCUUAGUCACAGAGAAAAAUAAGAGACUGUGUUUGUCUUCUACCGGGCAUCAUGCCAGUUGGGCGAAACCUGAAAUGCUUUGGGCACAGGUUGUGCCUGGGUGCAAGCAUUUCAUCACGUCAGGCUUUGUGUCUUACACUUGAAAGUUAAAGGAGAAAGGGCAGAGCCAUCAGACUCACACUGAUCACACACCAGAUCUCACACAAGUGGGCAAAUACUUCAGAUUUUUAAAAUAUAGACUUGGGUUUAGUACCAUCUGGAAUUGUAGUUGAUGAAUUGCUUUUUUGAUUAAAGGGUCAGAGAAGCCAACAUUUUUUGUCACUAGCUGGAAAGUUUUGUUAAUUCAUGCUUGAAAUAGCACAACCUGUCUUAUAUCUAAAAAGCCUGAGACAGGACCGCAAGAUGGCUCAGUGAGUACGUGCUUGCUGCCAAGCCAGAUGACCUGAAUUCGAUCCCUGAACCCACACGGUGGAAGGAGAGAACAGACACUGUGGUUUGUCCAUCCUGUGCACACACGUACACACAUGCGCACACGCACACACGCACACACAUCCACACACACACACACACACAUGCACGAUACAUAAAUGAAUAUAAGAUUAAAAACAAGCCGGGGCAGUGGUGGCGCAUGCCUUUAAUCCCAGCACUCGGGAGGCAGAGCCAGGUGGAUCUCUGUGAGUUCGAGGCCAUCCUGGACUACCAAGUGAGUUCCAGGAAAGGUGCAAAGCUACACAGAGAAACCCUGUCUCGACAAACCAAAAAAAAAAAAAAAAAGAUUAAAAACAAGCCACCAUCAACAUUAACACAAUCAAAAGCUUGAGAUGGCUUUGGUGGGUCCUCAGAGUCUGGCCUAAGUUUCCUCUGCUGUCUCUUGUCUGUACCUCACCCAGCUGUUGUAGGAGGGAAGGGGACUGUGCUUAGAACUUUUGAAUUAAAGAAAACCCUGAGGUUAGAACAAGGCCACGGAGUCGGGAAGGAUCCUUCCCUGUUCACAUCUGAGUUCUCACCCAUCCCCUGUGGUGAUGGGGAGCCACUGUGGAGGUCCUGUGUCUUGUGUUAGAUGUGGCAGGAGAGCCGAGGUGUGGUGUCCCUCUCAGAGGCUGGACUUAGGACGGAGAAUGUGAGACACAUUCUUAUUAGCUUCCCUGUGCUGGUAACUAAAGUCUAAACAGUAAAGACUCAAAAGGAUUGUAUCCGCUUGUUUACAGUCUUCAUCCUCCUGAAAAGCUUUGUUUUUCACAAAUUAACUUGCUUUCAUGACCAGCAUCUUUCUGCAGAGAGAAUGUUCAUGGGGCUUUACUAGGUCCAGAGUUAGGGUCACAUUUGUUAGGGAGUUGGUUGUAAUUCUAACAUAGUUUAAAAAUUGUAAGACUCAGGUUGACCCUACUGUGUUCAUGAAGACAUAUGAUUUGGAUAUGACUGGUUGAAAAAAUAAUCAACUUGGUAAAAUCUCUCUACUCUCUGGUCAACACAGAAUUAUUACCUGCUGUUUGCUUUCUGAAAGAGUUCCCCAAAUCAGAGCCAGUGUCCCUGGGCAGACUCAGCUCCUUGUGAUAUGCUUUCCUGAAUCCGUGUGGUAGCGUAGCUGCUCCACUCUCACUCCACUAGGAAGCUUCCUUUUUUGGCACACUGUUUGGCAGGAAUGCUGUAGAGACAGGUGCAUUCAGAGCAGCCUGGGCACCAGCCACAAGUUUUACCGAACAUCAGAAGGCUGGAAGCACUUGCUGAGAACCAAAUGUACUCCAUUGGAAAAGCCCUCAGUGGAGCUGUAAGCCUCUUGGACUCUUCCUCCUAGAUACGGGUUUUCAUUUUCCUUCUUGUCCCCAUAAAAGAUGAUGAAAGCCACCAUAGAUCUUCGCUGCUGAGUGGCAGGGAGGGUUAGCACCCCCAGUCACUGCUCCUCCGUGAUCUUAGAGCCCUGGCUGCAAGUCCCUAGGCUGUUAGCACAGGGCUCUCUUCCUGGUGGAGCUGGAAGCAGAUGGACUCCAGCAGAGAAGCUAGAUCUUAGAAGGAGCGACCCUUUGAGGUCAGAGGCUAGACCAGCAUUUGGAGGAAGCCUGGAGUGGACCGGAAAGAUCUCCAUUGGUUGCCCAAAGCUGUAAGUAGCCAUGGCCUUAGUGGUGCAUGCUCUAAGUCCUUCUGAAGCAUUGUGCAGGGCUGUGAGAAGUUUAGCUCAGUCCAGCCCAUAGGAGAACCUUUGUCAGGUUGGAUUGGCGAUACUGGAACACAUUUGGAAAGGUUCCUGAUUGAAUUGGUUAUAGGAUUUAACGUUUGUAAUUUACUACACUGUUUUAUUGAUUAUAGUAUUGUCUGACUUCUUCUCUAGUAUGAUUCCUUCAGCACACACGUUACUCUUGCACAUAUAGUUAAGUGGUUUUUCAGCCACAACCUCUUUAGGUUAGAGACUAUUUACCAAAUGUGAAUUCUUUUAAGACAGUGUGAAGUUAUAUAGAAAUUGACUGUGAAAUGUCAGAGGAAAAAAAAUAAAAGUCACUUACUUGAAAAUUA